AUGGUAUCAGAGCUAAAGGUCCUGAGAUUGAACCCUUAUGGGUCAAUGGUAUUAGAGUAUGAUAUCAGAGCCAAAGGAGAAAGAACAUUAGAUGAAUACCGUGCCCAGUGUGGUCCCCUACUUCAAGCUGCCUUAAAGGGUGAUUGGUCGGCUGCUAACGCUUUUCUUAGACAAUACCCAGGCUGUGUUCGAGUUCCAAUAACGAAACAGCGUGAUACAGCACUGCACAGUGCAGUAGCUGUAAAAGGCACCUCUUUUGUAGAAGAACUGUUGAAACAGAUGAAUCCAGAUGAUUUGCAAUUAAGAAACAUAAAUGGAGCUACAGCCCUUCACGUUGCUGCUCAAACGGGAGAUGUAAGAAUCGCUAAGAAGAUGGUGGAAAAAAACAAACAACUUCCAUUGAUGAAUAAUAGCCAAGGAAUGAAACCGCUUCACGUUGCAGCUCAUCUAGGACACAAACACAUGGUCAAUUAUCUAUUCUCAUUCUCUGUGACUUCUUUUGAGGACUUGACUACCGUUGACCGCAUUAAUCUCCUUCAUUAUACUAUUACCGCUGGUUUUUACGGUAUUGCAUUGCAAAUUCUGAUAAAGGAUCCGAACUUAGCAAAUGCCGAUGCUGGCACUGAAUUUAGGCGAAGAGCUUUGGCAGAGUUGGCCAGAAAACCUUUUGUCAUUGGCCGCCAAAGGCACAAAGGGAUGUAUACCAAUGAUUUGAUGGGGACACUAGCCCAUCAGAUAGUUGAACGGCUUUGGAACAUGGUUAAUGAAGUGCCAAGGGAACGUUUUUCAUCAAAACUGGUUCAUGAUUAUAUGACUUUACUUGUUGAAGCUGCAAAAGUAGGAAAUGUUGAAUUUAUAAUGAUAAUCGUACGCUCUUAUCCCGAUCUCUUAUGGCAAGUAGAUGAAGAAUACGGGAGUUUAUUUCAUGUUGCUACUUUAUAUCGACAAGAGAGUGUAUUCAAUUUAAUAGAUAAUAUAGGUAGCAUGAAGGAAAAUUUUACAACCUAUAUCACCUUUAAAGGUGAUAACAUGCUGCACUUUGCUGGAAAAUUGGGUGCUAAUUCAGAUCGAUUAAAUACCACAUCAACAUCAGCUCUUCAAAUGCAACAGGAAUUGUUGUGGUUUAAGAAAAUAGCAAAGAUUGUGCCGCCUUCAUAUGUUUACAUGAAGAAUUCCGAGCAUGAAACACCUAACGAUAUAUUUAUAAGGGAACAUAAAGUGUUGUAUGAAAAAGGUGAAAAGUGGAUGAAGCAAACAGCAAACUACUGCAUGGUUGUGGCAACAUUGAUUGCUACUGUGGUUUUCACUGCAGCCUUCACUGUACCCGGUGGCAACCAUCAAAUAACAGGGAAACCUCUUCUUUUGAAUAGUAUUUCGUUUAAGGUAUUCUUCAUAUCAAAUGGCAUAGCAUUGGUCUUCUCUUCAACUUCGAUCUUAAUAUUCUUGUCAAUUCUCACGUCACGUUACGGAGAGAAGGAUUUUUUCAAGUCAAUACCUCUAAGGUUACUGUUUGGACUUGCUGCACUCUUCAUCGCUAUAGCAGGCAUGGUAAUAGCCUUCAGUGCAACCUUCUUUUUGGUAUAUUACAGUGAAGCAAAAUGGGCUCCGAUUCUUAUUACUUCUUUGGCUUCUAUCCCAAUAAUUCUUUUUGUUUUAGCACAUUUUCGACUUUAUGUUGAUACAAUUCACUCAACAUACUGGUCUAGAUUUCUUUUCCGGUCACACAAACGUAAAAUUUUCUAG
Corylus avellana is the source of this 1743-nucleotide messenger RNA. The record is from RefSeq and is a predicted model, not a curated record. NCBI's taxonomy places the organism in Eukaryota, Viridiplantae, Streptophyta, Magnoliopsida, Fagales, Betulaceae.